AAUGCAAAGGGUUAAGUUUCUCUUUGCUUGAUUUGGACGAUAUAAUUAUAUCGAUAAUGAUUGUUAUUGUUUUUUGUUAUUUGUCCGACAGUUCGUAUUUUAUUCAAACUCUUUAUAGACUUACAAAUUCAUUUUUACCAAACCGAAAAGGAUCAGUAACAUUCAUGAAAAAACAGAUGAUCACCACUCCGUGGCUAGAUCCUUCCAAGGAACUUUAUUAUAACAUCUGCGACUCUUAAAAUUCGUUGCCCGAAAUUUUUUGGUACAUAUAAAACGAAGAUCAUUGACUUCAAAACGAUUUGAGACUUCUCUAUUUCCUCUCUAUUAAUUCUAUUGUUUUUGAAAUUUACAAUCUCGUUAACAACUCGAACAACUGCGUGAAUUACUUAUCGAUACUGCAUUUAAAAAUAAGUAAAUUUUUUAGUAAACUGCGAAAAUAUACUAAAAAAACGAGUCUUAUUGUUGAGAAUAUGUCUAUGCAAAUUUAUAUUUUUAUGAAUAUAACUGAAGAAAUGAAAUCAGUAUAGAAAUUUAUUUUCUUCUACACAUAUCAUAAGGAGUUAUUUGAAUAUUUUCUAUAUUUGUGCAUAUUGUGCGUAUUCUGUAGAUUUUUACACAUCUAUAUAUCUGUAAGCUAUAAUAAUAGCAUAUUUAAUAUCACAUAAAACAUAUUUUUAAAUAUAUUGUUUUCGCUUAAGGAGAAACCCUGGAUUUUACCACCUCUAAAAGUAUAUUUCUAAACGUGAAUGAUAGGUGAAAAGGUUUUUAAAUAAGAAAUUUGAAAACUGUUAUCGUAAAGAAACGAUUAUGGGUAAUAAAAUGUGUUCAGAAUUAGCAUUAGCCAUUUGCUUCAAUAUCCGGUGGAUAUCCUCAUUUGUAUUGGUCAUAAAUACUAUGAGUCACGCGUGGUUGAUAUUUGGAAACUAACCUUUACAGACGUAUUUCUAGGAAAGAAAUAACUAGGAUAUAUAACAUAUAUCAAGAGUAGACAAGUACCCCUAUUUAUAAACUUCUUACGUAUCCUUCUUACGUAUUCUUUUUACGUGUUAUUAAUAUGAUGGAUCCUUUGAUGUAUAUGUUGAAAGAUCCAGAGGGUGAUUUUAAUUUUGCAAAUUUUCGUGCAAUGUGUUCAUUAGUUUUUAAGGAUGAUGAUAUUCGAAAAGAUGAAUGGAGGAUUCGGGAGAUUUUCGACUUAUUUGAUUUAGAUAAAGACGGCGUGUUGAAAGAAGAAGAAUUAACGAGAUUUGGUGAAUGGACAAGAAAAUUAAGCAUGCCUAAAACCGCUUUUUUGAUAGUAGACGUUCAAAAUGAUUUUAUCGAUGGGACUUUGUCUCUUCGUACUUGCGAAGCCAAACAGGAUGGAGCUGAUGUGGUGGAGCCAAUUAAUAAUUUGUUGAAAAAUGGAUCUUUCAAUAAAAUUAUUUACUCGUUAGAUUGGCAUCCGGAAAAUCAUAUCAGCUUUUACGAAAACUUACAUUUACGGGAAUUAUGUCCUAAUUCAAAGAUGAAAAGAGAAGAUGCUAAGUUAUUUGAUACAGUCAUAUUUGCGGAUCCUUAUCUGGAACAGAUUCUUUGGCCUAAACAUUGUGUGAUGAACACAUGGGGAGCAGAAUUACACAAAGAUCUUGUGAUUGCACCAGGUUCCAUACAGAUACGUAAGGGUCAAAACCCGGAUAUGGAAGCUUAUUCCGUAUUUUUCGAUAAUAAUUUUAAGGGAUCAAUGGAAUUGCACGCAAUGUUAAAAAAAGAGGGCGUGGAUUAUGUUUUCGUAUGUGGUCUCGCUUACGACAUUUGUGUAAAAGCCACAUGUUUAGACGGUCUUCGGUUAGGCUAUGCGAUAGCUGUAGUCGACGACUGUUGUUGUGGUGUUGCAGAAUCUAAUACUGAGGAGACUAAAAAAUUAAUUCUUGAGAAUGGUGGUCUGAUUACUAACAGUAACGACGUUAUUGCAAUGACAAAUGAAGGAAAAAAAAGCCUCGUCUUGGCCCACAAAAUUGCAAAGUCUAUGACAUUAAUUGAAAAUUCUGCAGAACUGGAAAGAUAAUAUUUUAUAAUUGACUGAGAAAAGCACGGGCUGUUUCGGAAACAAGGAAAUGUUGUUUCAUACGAGCUUGAUUAAUCAUUCCUAAUUUAUUGUACUUACAUAAUUUGCAUUAUUUAUAAUAUUAGUUGAACUUAAUGUACCAAUGUACAAAGAGAAACGGUGGAUGGUUAUAAAAAUGUAUGUACUUAAGAUAUGCGUUACGUCCGGUGACUUUAUACAAACCAGAAUCCAUCCCUCGGUCGAAGCGGCCACUGGCUGUGCACAUAUAAUUAAUUGUUAUAAAAUAUAUUCAAGUCGAGACGGUUAUUGUUCUUCUUUGACUUCUAUGGUUAUUUAUCUUGGUUUUUAUGGUUAUUGUUUCAUCAUGUAAAAAAUGGGAAUGACGGGUUUUCCCAUGUUCAACGAUCAUUUCCACCCGUAAGCGACCGGUGGUGGGGCAAUCAACAUCCAGCAAUAGUUUUCCUCUGUGACAGCAUCGUCACCGAACUUCAUUGGUUUAUCUGCUUUAGAUCAGUCAACAUCUCUUGACUGGUUUUUCAUCUGUUGAUCAGUCAAUGUCUUGACUGGUUUUUGUUCAAUGAUCAGUCAUCAAUUGUAACUUACUAUUACACGUCUCUGAGAAUACGUCUGUACGCACGUCGCAUAAUUAUUUAUAUCUACAAAGUUGUUGGAAUAAAGUAUAUAUUAUAAUCUGUUA
This is a messenger RNA of Bombus huntii, 2741 nucleotides long. Its product is annotated as nicotinamidase-like. The record is from RefSeq and is a predicted model, not a curated record. NCBI's taxonomy places the organism in Eukaryota, Metazoa, Arthropoda, Insecta, Hymenoptera, Apidae. Bases 1055 to 2044 code for a protein of 329 amino acids. The transcript is spliced from 5 exons. Gene Ontology annotation, molecular function: calcium ion binding.